UUCAUAUCAUCAUAUGGAAAUACAGUAAAAGAAUAUGGUGCACAUGAAUCAUGAUCCUUCAUCAUCAUCAUCUUCUACACCAUUGCAAUACAAUCCACUCUCUCUUCCCACUUCAUAAUUGCAUGCAUCCUAUGGCGAAACCCUAGGUCAUAGCAGCAAGGUAAACGCACGCGUAAUAUUUUGGUUGGAUAUAUCAUAUAUGGCUUGUUUGAGCAACGACACUCGCUUUGCUCUCAUCCAAAUGCUCUCAACCCGGAACAAAGAGGAGACCCCUCCCGAUAACUACGGGCCCACCCCCCCGCCGCCGGCCAUGGCUGAGUUCCGGCUGGAGAAGGUCUUCCCGGUUUACGCAGUCGGAGUUUCGGAACCCGACCCGAACCUGGUUGUCUCGCUCGCCAAUUCGGGUAGGGGAGUUGGCGACCCUAUAUGGGAUGCCGUUCGAGAAGAAGCCAAGUCAGAGGUAGAGAAGGAGCCCAUAUUGAGUAGCUUUCUAUAUGCGAGUAUUUUGUCGCACAAUUGCCUGGAGCAGGCGUUAGGUUUUGUUCUUGCGAACCGGCUGCAAAAUCCCACGCUUUUGGCAACACAGUUGUCGGACAUAUUCUGUGGUGUAAUGUUGCAUGAUCGAGGGAUCCAACGUUCCAUUCGAAUGGAUAUACAAGCAUUCAAAGAUAGGGACCCCUCUUGUUUGUCAUACUGUUCUGCUUUAUUGUACCUUAAGGGUUACCAUUCGUUGCAAACACAUAGAGUUGCACAUGCAUUGUGGAAUCAGGGGCGCAAAGUCCUCGCACUGGCAUUGCAAAGUCGAGUCAGUGAGGUUUUUGGGGUUGACAUUCAUCCAGCUGCACAAAUCGGAGAGGGCAUCCUUCUCGAUCAUGCUACAGGUGUAGUCAUUGGGGAAACUGCCGUCGUUGCAAAUAGAGUUUCAAUAAUGCAGGGUGUGACCUUGGGAGGUACCGGGAAAGAAAUUGGCGAUCGCCAUCCAAAAAUAGGCCAAGGUGCACUUAUUGGAGCUAGUGCAACUAUCCUUGGGAACAUAAAAAUAGGAGAAGGUGCGAUGAUAGCCGCCGGUUCACUCGUAUUAAAAGACAUUCCUCCCCACAGCAUGGUGGCGGGAAUACCUGCAAAAGUGAUUGGUUAUGUAGAAGAUCAAGAUCCAUCUUUGACAAUGAAACAUGAUGCUAGCAAAGAAUUUUUUGAACAAAUUGCUGGACGGUUCCCUGCAACGUGAUUCAACGAUUUGAUUGUUCGUUGAUUCCCUACACGACGAAGCUUAUGUAAUCCGAUUCGUGGCUUCUUUACAGGAAGUGUUGGGUCAUAUGCAGGCUAGGGAGUAUGGAUUCAUGAAUGCAGAUAACUGCAUUUCCCCACUCGCUUCAAUGGGGGUGAAAAUGAUCUCGGGUUUUCACCUUGGUAAAUAUAGGGCGAUGAAGAAGAAUAAAAGAAUAAAGCUUGUUACAGAUUGGAAACAGCACUAAUCAGUUGUAUUUUCUGCAAAAGAUGAUGUACUUUUUAUUCCAGUGGAUAGCUGCACUUCUCCCUUUUCUGUAGUAUAGUUGAUGCAAUUCAAUGUUAAUGGACAUAGGGAAAAUUAUGUCAUC
Ipomoea nil (Japanese morning glory) is the source of this 1598-nucleotide messenger RNA. Its product is annotated as serine acetyltransferase 2-like. Gene Ontology annotation, molecular function: L-serine O-acetyltransferase activity. The transcript has 10 exons. Lineage: Eukaryota; Viridiplantae; Streptophyta; Magnoliopsida; Solanales; Convolvulaceae. The record is from RefSeq and is a predicted model, not a curated record. The coding region runs from base 200 to 1228 and encodes 342 amino acids. Gene Ontology annotation, cellular component: cytosol; cytoplasm.